AUGUUGGUGUGCCGUCGGCGGGCGCCUUGGGCGCCAAGCGCUCUGGCCCCGGAUGUGCCGCAGGAGGUCUUCGACGGUGUUGAUGGCCCACCAUUUGGUGGCAAGAGCCUGGUUCUCGCUGUCGUCAUCGAUGUCGCCAUGUGGGUGGCUCUCUACUGGCGUAACUACGACAACUUGUGGAACAUCACCGUGGCACACUACUAUACCUUCAUCACCAUCACGGACCUCGCAGCGCUGCGACUGCCUCCUGCGCGACGCAGCUGGUGGAAUCCCUUCCGGGCGAUCGUCUCCAUGUCCUACAUCAUUCACGAAGCAUCCCUGGCUCUAAAGACACUGGAGCCCUUGGAAUACAUGCUCUUCAUCAGGGAGGGUCUCUGCCUGGUGCGCCUCAUCCACUCCGUCUACUGCGUCGCCAAGCUGCCUGGUGGAACGGAUCUGGGCAUUUUCUCCGAACCCGACCCCUCCCAAACCAUAAAGGGAACUCCAGAAAGUUGGAAUAUGGAUUAG
Symbiodinium sp. CCMP2592 is the source of this 507-nucleotide messenger RNA. NCBI's taxonomy places the organism in Eukaryota, Dinophyceae, Suessiales, Symbiodiniaceae. The record is from the annotation of a GenBank genome assembly.